Messenger RNA from Phytophthora infestans T30-4, 5310 nucleotides. RefSeq names its product adhesin-like protein. The coding region runs from base 1 to 5310 and encodes 1769 amino acids. The transcript has 2 exons. NCBI's taxonomy places the organism in Eukaryota, Oomycota, Peronosporomycetes, Peronosporales, Peronosporaceae. The record is from RefSeq and is a predicted model, not a curated record.
AUGUCUGGCCAGACAGAGCCGUGUCAGUCUCUGAUGCGCAAAUGGGCACUUUCAAGUGCCAUGAACUCCUCCGUUUCAUUCCGCAAACUAACCGUCAUUGCACACAUGAGCAAAGCUUCGUCUGGAGGCUUGGGCUUCAGUAUCCCUCUCAUGGCCAUCCACGGAGGUGGAGAGAGCGAGAAUCGGAUGCUCACGCCCCCUCCGUCCAGCGAUCUGGACUCGGCCUCGCCUCGCACUGACGCGAGUUGGCCCUCGGACGACGAACUCAACGAGAUGGUACUGCGGAAGACCAAGAAACGCUCCAACUCGAGCGCGUUUUCGACCGAGGGCAUGAGUGCCGAGGCCAUCAAGCAACACAAAGCGCAACGUCGUAGAGAACAAGUGCGUGCAGCUUCACGUCGAUGUCGCGAUCGUCAACGGAAAGAGACGGAGGAUCUCCGCACCAAAGUCUUCCAAUUAGAAGAGUUUAUCACCCACACGAGACAAGCUCAUGAGUGGGAAAUGAGGCAACAACACGAAAGACUUCAAACGUUGCAGCACGAGAAUGAGUUGCUGGCUCAACAACUAGCAGCGGCAACUACCGUACACGACAUUGAGCCAGUGCCACUGGACAAGUUGGAAGACCGUACCUUACCAGACGAUCUUGUGGAGUGUAUUGAAGGUGAUACACCGCGUCACUGGAGCGAGGAGCUGGUGCAUCUCGCGGUGGAGGACACGACCCGCCAACUGGUGACAAUGUUGGAGUCCGAGGUCGAGCCAGUGAAAUCUCCGGUUAUUUUUGGCUGGCAAUUUGACUUUUGGUGCCAAGGUGACAAAUAUUACGGUCGCAAUCGAAAAUUCUUCCCCAAUGUCACCGCACUAGAAUUGGGUAAACAGCGGACAGCCGAGCCAGGUGCUGGUGGCGGAAGGAGACGACACAAGUCGAGUUGCAUUGUCAGACACGCACGAGCGAUGGAGCAGCAGCAGGUCGCGGAGUCGGAGGCAUCUCUUGCCGUGGACGUGAAGGCGGAGGCCGAGCCGGAGCCGCAGCUCGAUGCUACCGUGGGGAGCCCCACAGACGACGCAAGUAAGAACAAGAAGAAGAAGAAAAAGAAGAAGAAAAACCGACGAAAAAGUUUGGAGAAGGUGGAGAUUGAUGACCUCAAGGGAGACAAGUCGGACCCUGAAGGGGAGGAAGCGACCAACCAGGACGAGACUGAAGUCACGGACGAGAGCGAAGAGACUACAGUGGCGAGUACAGUGGCCAAUGAAACUGCAGUUGAGAGUACCGUAGCGGAGAGUACCGUGGAAACUACCGUGGAGAGUGUCGUAACGAAGGAGAGUACCGUGGCCGAAGCGAGUACUGCAGCGGAGGGUAGUACCGAAAAAACUACCGUGGAGAGUACCGUGACUGAGGAAAAAACUGUCGUGCUCGAAGAGAGUAAAGUGGAUGAGGACGCUACAAUGACUACGGAAGCUAAAGUGGCGAGCACCGACGGUACUGUUGCCGACGACACUACCGUACACAGCACCGUGACCGAGAAACGUUCUAUUGAGAGCAACACAGUGGAGGAGCAUCUAGAGCCCUCCAACCAAAGCCAAGAAGCUGAAGACGACGUGUCUCCUCCCAAUCUCGAGCGAACAUCGUCAAUAGAUACGCUCAAGGCGACGGGGACGAAAGCUGUGGGCUCAUUGUUCUCAAGGUUCAAAGUGGGACGCAAGAAGCCUCUCCCAAGUCGCACCGACUCGGCCGCACAAUUGGAGCUCGUAGUACCGUCGCCCGUGAAGACGGCCGUCAAGAAACUCGAAAUCCCUGAGGACAAGAACUUAGACGACCUGCCUAUGCGUACGAAGAAAGAUUUCUUCGUUGAGGGCGAGCAGAGUGUCCAUGUGAGUACCGAGAAGGACAAAUACGACGCCCUGGAGAAGCAGAGGAAGGCGGAAGACCCCGAAAUCGCUGCUCGACGUACUCCACCGGCAAGCUCGAGGUCGAAUACAGAGAUACAAACGCAACUUGAAGCUGCCAAGCAGCAGAUCGAAGCCAUGGAGACUACCGUGGCGGACACGGAGAGCACAGUAGUCGACAGUUCGACGGAAGUUAGUGUCGAUGAAACGAUUAAACCUGCUGAAAUACCAAGCCACGACGCAGUAGUCUCAGUGGAGAGUACCGAGCCGAAGACGACCGAUGUGGAGGACGGUACUACCGUAACUGAGGCCACGAAGCCUGCAUCAUUGCAACUAGAGCUCGACCUUGAACUGCGUGACGACGUCGCGUCGACUGCACACGCCGACUUGUUGUCCGUAAAGAUUACGCCUCCAGCGUCUGAGCUUCCUGCUGACACUACAGCACCCGCUAAGCCAGAGAAGAUGUCGCCAGUCAAGAGUCUCGCCAGUCGCUUUGAAGGCAAACGCGAGCAAUCUCUCGACACCUUAAAGUUUCGCACGGUACGCGAGUUCUUCCCGACGGAGCGCAGUAUCCGCGUGGGCGCCGAGAAGCAGAAGUACGAGGCACAAGCGCUGAAGGCCAAAGCGGAGGAAGAAGCCAAGUCCAAGUAUAAAUUAACUAGCAAGUCUGCAGCUGUCGAUUCUGUGACGCUAGCUGCCGAGACGGACGGCUAUACGACGCCCGACGCAGCGUCCAGUAGCAAGAAAAUGAGCUUCGACGACGGCUAUUCGUCGGCCGAUUCCGCCAGUAAGUUCAGUGACGAGGCUCUGACGCCUGUCAAGAGUAUCGCUAGUCGCUUUGAAGGCAAACGCGAGCAAUCGCUCGACAGUCUCAAGUUCCGCACAGUCCGCGAGUUCUUUCCAGAGCAGCGAAGUGUUCAUGUGGGCGCGGAGAAGGCGAAAUUCGAGGCCAUCACGAAGCAGCAGGAGGAAGCGAAAGCUGCCGAGCGGAAGACGAAACACGUCGUGGCUUUGACUACAGAGAAGAGCGAUAGCAAGGAGAGCGAAACCGAGAUCGAGACGUCGCUGGCUAGUGCUGCUGAGCCACAAGUGACGAAUGUUGUCGACGCUGACGAGAGUGCGACAGCGAUGGAUGGUCAAGUGGAGACAACAGAGAUGGACAAGACGACUGUUGUUGUAGAGGAGACGCCUGCUGUGUCUUCUGAGCACCAAGUGGACGAUGUCAACAGUACGGAGCUGGAUGUCGCUGUUACCAGCGAGGAUGCUGUUGUGACAGAGGACCAAUCGCUUGCCAAGGAUACGGAAGCUACUGUCCCGAUUACCAGUGAUGACAUUGCGGUGAGUGAGGAGGUAAAGGACGAGGUUGGUGUUAUAGAGACUGUGCAGAAGGAAGAGGACGUUGGUGAUACAAAGCAAGAGACGUGUACAGCUGCUGAUCCCUCUGAAGACCCCGUUGAGACAACGAUUGAAUCUGUCGCCGAGCAGGUCAGCGUCGAGGAAGCGGAGAUGGUUCAAGGGCGAGAUGACAUUGCUGAAGAGAAAAGUAUAAGCGAGUUGGUUGAGUUGGAUCUUAGCGUCCAAGAGACGCUGCGUAUCGAGUCUGCAGUCACUUCUAGCGACGAAAUUGCUGCUGUCAACACCGAGUCGACUGCUCUAAACGUACAGCCUACCGACGCUCUAGAAUUCGUGGAGGAAAGUCGGCUAAAAAGUGCCGAUAAAGCGCUUGUCGACGUCGAUCGGGACGAUGUCGACCCUCCUCAAGUCCACUCGAGUCAAGGACCCAAGUCCAAGCGCGCUCUUCUCACAACGGAGCGGUCGUUUGUGAUGGAAAAAGACGAGACCAUUGAGACGGAAGAUACGGUCGUAGUAGGCGAACGCCCCAUGACGGACGGAGAAGACGAGUUCGAGCUGCUGUCACCGACUAAAAGACGUCCAGCUCACGAGUUAUUCGAUGCGACCCCGUCCAAGAAGCAGCUGAAGAAGCAAAACUCGGCUCCAAAAUUGACUCGCAAGGUCUCGGUAGGCUCCGUGGGCUCGGCCAAAUCUUCGUCCUCCCGAACUACAGUCCCCGUGCCGAUGAAACGUGCGUCCAUCACGGCUCCUACUGCGUCGUACAAGGCCAGACAAGCGGCCGAAGCGGAGGAUCACAAGGCGGCGCAGUUGAAGAAACACGGCUCUGCCUCCAAGCUCAAGGGAACGGUAGCGUCUCCCACAGUCCCGAUCCCAAUGAAGAAAGCGUCCAUCUCAGCCCCCACAGCCUCGUACAUGGCGAGAAAAGCAGCAGAAGGCAAGCAGCAGUCGAAGAAGAGCGACACUGGCGUCAUGAAGCCUCGUCCUACCGUCCCUGUGCUCAUGAAGAGAGCGUCCAUCACAGCACCGACUGCUUCCUGGCAAGCCAGGAACGUUCCGGAUCAGUCUUCGGAUUCUGUUCCGAAGAACCUUGCUUCCAAGCCUUCGCCUACUGUUCCUGUAGCGCCAAAGCGUGCAUCAUUUAUGACAUCUACAGCCUCGUUCAAGGCUAGGAAGACUAGUGAUGCGGUUGAAAUGACACCUCCAGUUCGGAACAAACGGUACGAGAACGUCCGGAGCAAAGUCCGGGACGGGAUCCAGUCCGGAACGACCCACUCGACCCACAAGAUCACCAAGGAGGAGUUUAUCGCUGCGGAACGGCGUAAAAGUCUGGGAUCUGCUGGUGUACGCAGCGUAUUGGACGUAGUGGAUCGUCGAGCGUCGCUCUCGGCUCGCGCAGCUAUCGACGGACCGCCAGAGCCGUUUAUCCGCUCGGCUGUGUCUCGGAAGAAGCUCAACUCGACGCUGCCUCGGUACUUGGACUACGAGAACUCGUCGGGAUACGCGGAACGCGCUCGCAAGCAGUACGAGCGUCGUAAACGUCUGGAAGAGGAGAACGCGGCCAAGUCGGAGCAGCGGCAACGUGAACUGAGGACGUUUUUCAACGACCGACAGCAGAAGUCGAUGCUGUCGAGUGCAGAGGAAGUUCGUCGUGGCUUGGAGGCUCACGAGUUCGCGCAGUUGGCCAAGGAGAGCGAACAGGAAGCGCAGAAGGCGCGGAGGAGAGGCCAACAGGGUACGCGACCUACGCGUGCAUCGCAACGCGCAUUGUCGACUACCUCUGCGUCGUCGUCGCCUGGUGUAGCGUCUCGUACCUCGAACAAGUCGACGGUGUCGUCUGCCUCGGUAGUAGAGAAGGUUGUUGCGGCUGUAGUGGAGACGGCGUCGACUGUCGUAACGGAGACAGUUGACGAGAUGGAGACAAAGCAGGAAGGCGUCACGGAGACGGAGGUGCAAGUCCAAGAGGUGGCGACUUGUGUGUCUGUUGUGGACGAGGACCCGGAGCUGAAGAAUGUGGCCAAGAAGAUCGACUUUGACCAGACCAGUAGCGACAGUGAACAGGUUGUUAUCGAGUAG